ACAACUUUAAGUAAAUUUACAGCCUAUAAUAUAAAAGGUUAUGACUCAAAUGGCGCUUUCGAUGUAUAUAGAAGAUUUAAUGAAUUCUAUUGUUUGAAAGAAGUUUUAGUUGUAAGAUGGCCUGGAUGCUUCGUUCCUUCUAUACCUGCAAAAGAGAUGGUUUUUAUAUUUAUUCCCUAAAUUAUAAAAAAUAAAAAAAGAAUUCUACAAGUCAAAAUGUAGUUGAAAAUAGGGCAAGAUUUUUGAAUAGUUUUUGCAACUAAGUAUCUAAAUUAAAGCAUCUUUAUUAUUCCGACGAAUUUUAGCUUUUUUUGCGUUCUAAAGAUUGUGAUGUUUCAAAGGUUCUAAAUAUUUUUAUAUAUAUAUUUUUAAAAAUUUUAUAAAAGGCAUUAUAAAAUAUGAAAAAAUAUAGUGUUAUAGAUAUUAUUGAUAAAUAUUAAAUUUAAUUCCCUAACUUUAUAAAUGUAAAUAUAUUAUUAAGCUUUUUAAUAAUUACUAUUCAUUCACUUUCUAGAAAAAACCUUAGUAAGAAUUAAAUAUUAAAAUUGGAGCUUUCUUUAUGUUUUUAAGUAAAGCCAAAGGAUUUAAAUGAUAAUUUUGAUUAGUUGAAUUCUAAUUUAUUACCUGAAUAUGAAAAAUGUUUAAUUAGCGAAUAUGUAGCAUAUGAUAAUAAUGCUUUAAUUUUCUAAAAUUAAUUUAAUACUCAUAUAUUUAAAUCAUAAGAAGAAAUUGUAGUUUUUUUACUUAACAUAUAUAAUUAAUUAUUUUAAAUUUAUUAGAAAAAUAGCAAAACUAAAAAUUCUUUUUAACAUUUCUAUGAUAUGGUUAAAUUUGAAUUGAGAGAUGCUGAAGUAUAAUUAUUUUAUUUAUUAUUAUUCUUGUAAUAAAAAUAGGCUUUUAUCGAAUUAAUUAAUUAGAAAGAAGAAUAUGAAAAAAAUAGAAUUUCGCUUUAAAAAGAUUUAAAAUCAGACGAAGAAGAUUUUUCAAAACUUAUUUAAGGAAAAAAGACAAUAAAAGCAAUGUUUUCUAGUGUAGAUGAGCAAAGGAAGAAAUUAGAAUUAUAAAUAGAAUAAGGUCACAAUGAAUCAAAAAAUUUCGAUAUUUUAAUUGACAUUAUUACAAACAUAAUAGGAGAAAUAGAAAUUGAAAGAUUCAAAAAUGAAAAAAAAACCAUAUAUAAAUAAGUUUUAUAAUGUGUUUCUGAAUCAGAAAUUAUUAAUAGUAAUGAUAUGAUGAAUUAUUGGGGAACAGUAAAUGAUAUAUCUAGAAAAUUACAAAAUUGAAAAGUUAAAAAAAAUACAUUUUUUAAGAAAAUUUUAUAAAUAAAAUAUC
This is a messenger RNA of Ichthyophthirius multifiliis, 1332 nucleotides long. Its product is annotated as PX domain protein. NCBI's taxonomy places the organism in Eukaryota, Ciliophora, Oligohymenophorea, Hymenostomatida. The record is from RefSeq and is a predicted model, not a curated record. Gene Ontology annotation, cellular component: endosome. Gene Ontology annotation, molecular function: phosphatidylinositol binding. The transcript is spliced from 4 exons.